AUGGCAUCUGGAAAUAAACUCGGCGAGAACUUCCAAACGCUGACCCCUAUCGUGAAGGCUCCGUUGUCGGACACUCUUUCGGUACCUCUUUCCCAGCAGGGACGCAUUUGCGGAUUCUUCGAGUCUCAGUUCUUCCGCUGCAUGGAGGCCUACGGAGCCAAGCUCGGCCGCAAGUACUGCGAUCUCGAGCACCGUGAUUUCAACGAGUGCAUCACAGGCGACAAGCAGAAGAAGGUUCGAAAACGGAUGAGCUUCUAAUAAACAACAUUCACUUCAGAGAGCCGAAGCGAUUGCUUCUCAGCGCCGAAAGCUUUUCCUCGAGGGAAAACUCGAUUCGCCGUUCCUUGACAAUCAUCCGGAGCCAGGACAGUUUAAGACUGAUCACUUCCAGUGGAACCGCAUCAACUGA
Messenger RNA from Caenorhabditis sp. 36 PRJEB53466, 409 nucleotides. The record is from the annotation of a GenBank genome assembly. Lineage: Eukaryota; Metazoa; Nematoda; Chromadorea; Rhabditida; Rhabditidae.